Messenger RNA from Tribolium castaneum (red flour beetle), 1368 nucleotides. RefSeq names its product odorant receptor Or1. The coding region runs from base 114 to 1292 and encodes 392 amino acids. The transcript is spliced from 5 exons. Gene Ontology annotation, molecular function: odorant binding; olfactory receptor activity. Lineage: Eukaryota; Metazoa; Arthropoda; Insecta; Coleoptera; Tenebrionidae. The record is from RefSeq and is a predicted model, not a curated record. Gene Ontology annotation, cellular component: plasma membrane. Gene Ontology annotation, biological process: sensory perception of smell; detection of chemical stimulus involved in sensory perception of smell.
UCCAUUUUUGUCGCGUGCCUCAACUAAAUUAAACGAUUUUUAAUAAUUUACUUCACUGUCCAAUCCUCGAUUAAUAAUAAAUCAAAUACUGCUUAUAAAAACUCAAAUCUGUGAUGACACGAUUAGUCUUACCGGUGUGCUCCAGGAUGGAAGAAGACUUCGACUUUUUAUCCUCCCUUCAAACUACCCUUUUCUGCCUAAGGUGUGUUGGAACGUGGCCUUCCAACACAUAUAAACUGGAUGCCUACACUUUAUAUGCCACUGCAUCCAUAACAAUUUGUUUGUUCGGCCACAAUUUUUUUCAAACCGUCAACAUCUUCUUCAUUUUCAACGAUCUAAACACCCUCACUGGUGUCAUCUUCGUCGCACUUACUUGCUUGGUAGCAAUUUUAAAAUCACUGCUAUUUAUUUUCAAUAUGAGAAGGCUCAAGAAACUUCUGUUGGUCGACAUAAGACAAAAACUGUUUAAACCAAGAAACCGUCAACAAGUAGUUAUGGUGCAAAGCAGGGUGAAUUUUUGGAAGAAGAUUUAUUUUAUGUUUACUGGAAUGGGUGUUGCGACUAUGUUUUUCUGGGCUCUUUUCCCUAUUAUGGAUGGGACGGUUAAAGAACACCGAUUGCCUUUUUUGGCAUGGUAUCCCUUCAGUGUCAAUAAAUCACCGUUUUAUGAAAUCACUUAUAUUUAUCAAAUUGUUAGCGUUUUCUUCAUUGUAAUCGUAAACAUGAACUCGGACAUGUUGUUGGUUGCUUUAAUGAAUAUUCUGGGGGUGCAGUGUGACUUGUUGUGUGAUAAUUUGAAAAAUAUACAAUUUAGGGAAAGAAUAAAUGAAGAGUUUCUUCGGUGCGUUAAUCAUCAUAUGCAAAUUUUAAGCUACGCCUCCGAUUGCAACAAGUUUUUCAACACAAUCGUCUUAGCCCAAUUUUUCACGACUGUGGUCUCUUUGGGACUGACAAUGUAUCAGUUGACAAUUGUUACCCCUUUUACCAGUGAAUUUUACUCGUUUAUAGUCUAUGGAGGUGCGGUUUUAAUGGAAAUAUUUUUAUACUGCUGGUUUGGAAAUGAAGUUGAAUUUAAAAGCUUGAACAUUCCUUUCGCCUCGUUUGGGUUUGACUGGACUAUUGGUAGCGUCGGGUUGCAAAAAAAUUUAAUUAUUUUCAUUGCAAAAAGUCAACGACCAAUUAGAAUGAGUGCCCUUAACUUGUUUCAUCUGUCACUAGAAACUUUCGUUAAAAUUUUACGUACGGCUUACUCGUAUUUUGCCCUUUUAAACAAUGUCAAUUCAUUAAAUUAGCUUUUUUCAUAAUAUUUAAGUAUUAAUAAUUAAUGUAGAUUUAUUUAUGCCCACUAACACAUUUUAGUUCUGUAUC